AGUAACUUUAGGGACAGUGCGUGAAGAGGAUGUGUUGCUCGCGUGCAAUUUAAACGCCAAAAAAUGCAGUGGUGAAUGCAGGAUUACAUAAAUGAGAGAAAGGAAACAGACACGAAAAAAUGGAGAUAGAGGAAAAUGAAAAAAAAUCGAGUGUAAAAUGUGAACCCGUUGAAAAGAAGGAAAACUGAGUCACAAGUAAACAAAGCGAAGUGUAAACAAUAGAAUGAACUUUCCCGCCAAAAAAGAAAGAAAAAUAUAAACAAAGCAACUGGGAAACAAAGGAAAGACUGAAAUAAAGAAAUUAAUGCAAGACAAUAAAGAAGAAAGGAAAAAUAGAUAGAAAUUGAAUGAAUAAAACCAAUAAAAGAGAUAGAACACUAAUGAUAAAAGAAAGGAAAGAAUGAAUACGAGGAAAAUAAAAUAGAAACAGGAAGCAAACGGAACAAAUAUUGAAACUGAAGAAAAAAGAAAAUUGGAACUGAUUGAAGAAAACGAAGAUAAAUUUAGUAAGUUUGUGAAGGAAGCAACGCAAGGAAGCAACACAGACAUAGACGAAUAAUACGGAGAUGAGUGAAUGAAUUUAAACUAAACACAAACACACAUAGGAAGACACAGAGGAAAGAUAAAUAGACAAGUUUGAAAAUGAGAUAAGAACACUGAUAAAAAUACGAAGAUAGGAAUUUGAAAAGUGUGCGAAUAAAUUAGAACAAAAAAGAAAACAAGGUAAAGAAAUUAAGAAGUCUAUGAAUGAAAUGAACUAAAAAGAAAUAAUUGAUACAGGAACGAAAAUUAUAACAAAAAUAGAACAGAACAGAAAAAAAAGACGAGGAGAAAAUUUAAAUUGUCUAUGAAUGAAUGAAGUGAAAUAAAACACAUACAAAAACUACAAUUUUAAGAGUAGAAGGGAAGAAACCUAACCUAAGUAACAGAAAACGGGAAACUAACACGUAUUUCUGAAUGAUAAACUAAACUAAACCCACAAAAACCAUUAAAACCCCAGAAACGAACAGACUGAUACAGAAACGUUAAUAUAAACAAACGUAACCUAAGUAAAAGAAAACGGGGAAUUAACACGAAUUUCGAAUGACAAACUAAACUAAACCAAUAUAAACCAGAAAAUUUAUACAAAAAAACGAGAAUAUAAAUAAUAACUGAAAAAAUCUAACCUAAGUGAAAGAAAACGGAAGAUUAACAUUUUGAACAGCAUAAGAAAAAAAAAGACUAACGUAAUUUAAUAGAAAACGGGAAAUUAACACAGAUUUCGAAUGGCAAACUAAACUAAACUCACAAAAACAAUAAGAAACCCAGAAACAGACCAGUAGACAUUGCGUGCGUUGAGUUAGUGAGUUUUGCGAGCUACUGAGCACCUCCCAUCAUGUCCUGUGUGAUGGGGCUUGGCGGGGGAGGAUUGGGGGAGGGGGGGUGCCCUGAUACCCCCUCGCCAAAUGGGAAAAUUGAAAUACUGCAAGAUCUUGACCUCUACUACAUCAGACAGCUCGCCCAUAACUUCAAGGAGUAUGACUUGGAGCAGAGAAUAGCGCUGGAAAUCAAGAUGAGAGAGGGCACCACCAAGCUCCUCGCAGCGUGUGGCGGGGCGGGAGGCAGCGGGCGCACCACCAACCUGCCACACACUCUCGAGGCCGCCAAGAACCUCCUCACCUCCAACGAGCGUAUGACAGCGUACAUGGCGGAACUGCAGCGGCGACGGGCAUCUCCGCAAGUGGUUCCGCAGGGGUCACAGCCUUCCCUGGCCCGUGUGUGCCUGUCUGACCUGCGCAUGCCUCUCAUCUGGAAGGACAGCGAUCAUUUCAAGAACCGUGGUGACUACAGAAGGUUCGCAGUGUUUGUCCUGCUGAAGAUUGGCACUGAGAUUUAUGACACAGUGAUGGUGAACCCGAUCGAUCGCUCCAUGACGGACAUUUGCUUCGAUGACAUUAUUGUGUUCAACAACAUCCCAGCCAGCUUUGAGUGCAAGAUGGAGGUGUAUAGCCACGUCCUGCAGAAUGACCUCACCAUGGCCAGCACACCACGUAAACUGAAGCGCUCCCUACACUCGUCCAUCUCCCGCACCGUUGGAAGGAAGCUGGCCGCCACUCUCCGCGACGAACUGGCUAAUGGAGAAAUGGGCCCCAAGUUUGAUCUCGUAGCAACCUCUACCCUGACCCUGGAACAUGUAUCCAACAACACCGCGACCUUUGACCUCAAUAUGGAGAAUUUGGAGAACCAUGCAAGUCAGCUGCCUCUGUUUGGCCACUUCUGCUGUCGCCUCGCCGCCCAGCCUGACUGUGCCACCCAAGAGCGCAUCUGUGGCCUUGCUGUGGUGCAGGAGGAGCCCCAACAGCAGCAGUGGUGGUGCAGAGUGCUGGGCUGGCAGCUGGAGGUGUGGCCCAACAAGGAGGAGGCGCAGCUGUCCCUCCACCACCCUCGCUCCCUCACAGUUGACAGAAACACAGAGGUGACACAGGAAGGCGCCCAGAUCCGAGUGAACAACCCCAGUGGCUACGCACGUGGGCACCUCACACUGACGCUGGAGAGCCCUGAGGAGGCGGGGGUGUGGGUGGGGUGUCUGAGGCAGCACGCAGAGGACCACAGGCUCUGGGGGGCUGCAGCGGAGGAGGACAUGGAGAUACUGACACCACAGCCGGCCAGACACAACUUCCUUCUCCCACGUCGAAGUCGGUUUGCUUCUCUCUAUGAGGAGACGCCACUUAGAGCAGAUGGCUCUCCAGUAUCCGACAAGUCCUCUCUAGACGACAUUUACACUUCAUCUGGGUUUGUGAGCAACUACUGUACCCCGGCACCUUCCCUUCCCCCAAGAACCCGCGCCCUUACACUCUCCUCCCGUGGCUCCUUCAGGCGCUGGGGGUCUGUGAGAUGCAAUAUGCCGUUUUUCAAGAGCAAGAGUUAAUUUCCUGGGUGUUUGUGGGGUAUUUGUGGGUAUUUGGCAGCUCUCAAAGGGGUUAAGGAGGAGGAGGAGAAGAGGUACAGGGCUGUCUUUGUGUUCUGGGUGUGUUUGGGUUUAAGUUAAGUGUUGGGUGUGUGAGGGAGAAGGAAUUAUUGAGGUUUAAGGAGAGGGAUUUGGGAGAAUGAAGGAGAAAUAGUGAGUUUUUAGACGACUGAAGAGAGAGUGAGAGUUGAAGUUAUAGAGAGAGGGAAAUAUAAGUUUGAGAGAAGGAAAGGAGUGGUGAAAGUUUAAGAUGAAUGAGAAGAAUGAAGAAGAAAGACAAAUUUUAAAGAAGGAAAGAAAUUAUGAACAUUUUAAAGAGAAAUAUUAGAAAUUUUAGUGGAAGAGAAAAAUGAAGGAGAAAUAAUGGAAAUUUUAUAAAAGGAAAGAAAUAUUAUAAAUUUUUGAGAAAGAAGAAAUAAUAAAAAUUCUAAGAGAGAGAGAAAUGUUAAAAUAGGGAUAGAUAUUAGAGAAAGAAGUAGAGAAUGUGAGAAAAUUGUAGAGAGUGAAGAAUAUAGAGAAGAAGAGAAGAUAAAUGUGCUAGAAGUAUAAUUAAAGAAAGUAAGAAAUGUAUAGCAGAGAGAGUUACUGAAAGAGGAGGAGGAGCAAAGAGAAUGAGAGAAGGAUGUGUAGAAGAAAGAAGAGAUGAAUGUGAAAAAAUAUGAAAGAAGAAUAUAGAAUUAGAAGGAACAAGUGAAGAACAAAAUAUAUAGGAGGAGAAAGAGAGAGAGAAGAGAAAAUGAAGAUACAGGAGAAAGGAAGAAGAGGAAGAUAAAAUAAAAAUGUGCCAAUAAAAAGAUGAUAAAUAGAGAAGAAAUGAAGAAAGGAGGAAUAAGAACAUGAUAUUAUUUAGACAUGGGUAGAAAUAAUAAUGAUAAAACUU
Portunus trituberculatus (swimming crab) is the source of this 3827-nucleotide messenger RNA. Its product is annotated as rhotekin-like. Gene Ontology annotation, biological process: actomyosin contractile ring assembly; septin ring organization; mitotic cytokinesis. NCBI's taxonomy places the organism in Eukaryota, Metazoa, Arthropoda, Malacostraca, Decapoda, Portunidae. Bases 1376 to 2908 code for a protein of 510 amino acids. The transcript has 11 exons. The record is from RefSeq and is a predicted model, not a curated record. Gene Ontology annotation, cellular component: actomyosin contractile ring.